GAGCGGAGCGGAGCGGAGUGGAGGCCGCAUGGAGCCGCCCCCGGCCCGGCCCCCGGACCCGCACGUCCUCAAAGAUGUCGUCGCGUAUGUCGAAGUGUGGUCUUCUAAUAGAGCGGAAAAUUAUUCUGAAACUUUCAUAAAUCAACUUGUACGAAUGGGCGCAAAGGUAUCGAAAACUUUUAACAAGCACAUUACUCACGUAGUGUUCAAAGAAGGACGGCAGAGUACCUGGAACAAGGCCCAGAAGGCGGGGGUAAAGCUCGUUUCCGUCCUCUGGGUCGAUAAAUGCAGGGAAGUCGGGGUACAUAUAGACGAGUCAUUAUUUCCUGCAAUUAACACCAAUGAAGGCUUAUCGACACUAACUGAAAAAAAACAUAAAUGCAUGCAGCCGAAAGAUUUUGUUCCCAAAACCCCAGAAAACGAUCGGAGGCUACAAAAGAAAUUUGAGAAAAUGGCUAAAGAGUUGGUCAAUCAAAAAGCGGCCAUUGAUGGUUCGUUGACUUACAGCCCCACGAAUAAGAUAAAGAAUGAGUGCCUUGAGAUGGAGAAAAGAAUAAAGGAAAUGAAAGCCAAACGAGAAAAUCUUUCCUUUACUGAAGAUCCCGUUGUCGAUGAUUCAAACUCCAGUUCCGACGAUUUGCGGGGAAGUCUUAAAAGCGAACGACGGAAGAAAUCGGUCAGCGGCAGCCGUGAGGUUGAGAGUGGUGCUCGGGUCACUACUUCCGACUUGAACCCAAGGGAGAAGCCUUCAGCGGCAUCCAGUACCGAUCCGAGUCGGGUAACGCCAAAACGGACGAAAGAGCAGAUAGCGAAGGAAAAGCAGGGUUCGCAACAUACUCUGGUAACUGAACUGCAUAAUGUGGAAAGGGGACGAUCAGAAGGAAUGUCUGAGCGAACGCUCGUUGACCGCGAUCCGUUAGGCCCAAGUGCGGCCACCCCAAAGAGCCAUCCUUUUCGGCAGGCGAAGGGUCCCAUCCCCGAAAAUUUGACAAAUAAGAUGAAUCACUGUUGGCCCCGCAUCAAUUCACCCACUACUUCCGAUGAACUUGGUGCGAAAGAAAAAUCAAGGGGGAAGAGGCCUAGUAUGAAACUGACCGCGGCGAUCCUGCAUCAGGGGGCAUCCGAAGUCCCGUCCCAGUUGAAGAGUAAAUCCGGGAGUGAGACGUCCAACAGUGAGGACGCUUCGUACGAUGACUAUUUUUCACCUGCCAACCUAAAUGAGAGGACAGCACCCAUUUCGAGCGUUUUCGCGCCCGGGCGUCAGCAGAAAUCACCCGGUCCACCCCGUUUAACUCAAAGAGUAAGUCUUUUCAGGGGCAAGAGAAAGAGUCUCUUAGGUAAGGCCGAAGCCACCCAGGUAUGUAAGAAGAAGACUAGAUUAGACCAAGUGAGUGACGGUCCCGCAGAGGAACGCGACGCCGAGCCUCAUCAACCUGGAAAAUGGAAAGGAGUUUUAGUCGCGGAGCCUGCGUCGGAGAGGGGAAUACCCACGGCGAUAGAAACUCCUGAAUGUUCCAGCAGAUCUGACCCUGAGAAAAUCAAGAGCAAGACAGACUCAGGCACUAGAAGUAAAAAUAGCCGCCUCCGUCCCGGGGAAUUGAUGCCUAGGAGCGGUUCCGUGGACGGAGGCCCUGACGCCUUCCCCAGCGUGGAACGACGUAUUACCGAAAACCCACAUCCUGUUGAAAGAGCGUCGGUUUUGGCCGGAACAAGGGAAAAAGAAGACAGUGCUAAUUCUGAGACUUUCAGCUCUGGGGAAGGUGAAACGCCGACUGCCAAGGUGACUGAAGAACAUAGACUCCCUUUCAAAGAUGGCUCUGAUGUGGAGGGAUCCACAGAAGAAAAGGAAAGCCAACCCAGAACGUGUGUUCAAAUUUUAGGUGUUAAAAACGGAAAGGAAAGGCGUGAUGGAGAUGGCGUACGACAGAACUUGGAGGACCGAAAGAUCAAACCCCAUUGGAAAUCAAAGAAAACAGAGGAAGUCACAAAGCCAACAAGAACAUUAGUCAUGACAAGCAUGCCCUCUGAGAAGCAGAGUGUCGUCCUUCAGGUGGUGAAGACCCUGCAAGGCUUUUCAUGCGCGCCCGCCGUAUGCGAAACCACGACCCACGUGGUGGUAGGAGCUCCUCGGCGCACUUUGAACGUCCUGCUGGGAAUUGCUCGCGGCUGCUGGAUCGUGUCUUACGAAUGGGUACUUUGGUCUUUGGAGUUUGGCCGUUGGAUUUCCGAGGAGCCAUAUGAACUCUCUGAUGACUUUCCCGCAGCUCCCCUUUGCCGCCUGGAACGCCACUUGGCAGGAGGAGAUUACCAGCAAAACCUUUUUUCAAGUCACCCAGUAAUGUAUAUCACUACAACCAGCGACCCACCUUGGCCUAAGCUGGUAGAACUGGUGGAACUGUGUGGAGGUAGAGUGUCCAAGCUUCUCCGCCACGCAAGCCUCUGUAUCGGAAGCUACAGAGGAAAGAAGCAACCUCAAAUCAAGUAUUUGUCUGAAAAAUGGAUCCUAGAUUCAAUCACUCAGCACAAGAUUUGUCCAAUUGAAAAUUACCUCAUACUGGAAUGAAUAAGAUCUCAGUCGGCGUGUAGCUAUUAGAAACAGCUCAGAGAGUUGCCUUUGGACACAUGUGAGAAACAGAACCGUGAAGAGAACCAUUUGAUGGAGAGGGUAUGAUUUUCAAACAUUUGGUUUGGAUUGUGUCACGGUGUCUGUUUCAUGCAAACAUGCCCACUUUAUGGAAUUUUGGAAUACAGUGUCGAAUGUAUGCCGAACCAUUUCAUUAAUAAAAGUAUUUGCUAACAUU
Molecule: messenger RNA, 2801 nt
Organism: Ornithorhynchus anatinus (platypus)
Lineage: Eukaryota; Metazoa; Chordata; Mammalia; Monotremata; Ornithorhynchidae
Gene: MCPH1
Product: microcephalin 1
Exons: 13
Coding region: 29-2563 (844 amino acids)
Biological process (GO): mitotic cell cycle; cerebral cortex development
Source: RefSeq, a predicted model, not a curated record